AUGUAUUUGAUCUGCGGCUCGUCCUGUAUAUUCGCUUCCUCGUUGAUGUACGGCGUUGAAAUGGGGGACUAUCACUUCACUGCCGCCGACGAGCUGCAGUAUAUCACGAAAAACAAUAUGGUCUGCGCCAUGGCCGCGCUAUAUCCUUUGGGUGUCACGAUAACGUGCGCUUUCACGGCCGGUAAUGCCGGGAUGAUUUUUCUCAUCGUCCACUCCUACAUGGUCAUCAUCAACCACCAAAACAUGCAUAAGAAAGUGCGGGAACUUUCGUUGGCAUUGCUAUUUUCUAUGAGCACUCAGUUCGCCAUCUUCGCCGGGCUGACCUACCUUCCAUUCCUAACGAUCAUAAUCUUUUACUAUGACCCGAUUUUCCCGAAAGCUUGGCAACUCUCGCAGCUCGUCUUCAGUGCUCAAUGCGUCACUUGCUCAAUUAUCACCAUAGCCAGCAGUAGAGUCUAUACAAAAUUCACGAAACAGCUAUUUUUUCGUGGAAGUGGGUCAACCACACCACCGACGAUGGUGUCGGCCAUGGACUUCCGGCAUCAAAUAAUGAAGCUCCCAAAUUCGAGACGAUCCUCAUUAUUUGGGAAACAAAAAUUUAUACCGCAAUCUUCCUCGUUU
Messenger RNA from Mesorhabditis spiculigera, 621 nucleotides. Lineage: Eukaryota; Metazoa; Nematoda; Chromadorea; Rhabditida; Rhabditidae. The record is from the annotation of a GenBank genome assembly.